Molecule: messenger RNA, 3192 nt
Organism: Trichoderma virens Gv29-8
Lineage: Eukaryota; Fungi; Ascomycota; Sordariomycetes; Hypocreales; Hypocreaceae
Exons: 3
Coding region: 1-2898 (965 amino acids)
Biological process (GO): intracellular sterol transport
Cellular component (GO): mitochondrion; endoplasmic reticulum membrane; endoplasmic reticulum-plasma membrane contact site
Molecular function (GO): sterol binding; sterol transfer activity
Source: RefSeq, a predicted model, not a curated record
AUGGACAGCAACAACGGGGGCGGCCUGGGCAAGCUUCUCGCCAAGCGCAGGCGAAGAGUCAAGACGGGAGGCCACGAAUCAGAUGCGUCGGGGCGAGAGGAUGGCCGCGAGUUUGCGCGAGACAGCGACGAUGCGGCGUCGAUCAACGUUGGCGACGACGACGACAUGGACGACCACAGCUUUGGGUCGUACGAGUCGGGCGGCGCAGAUGCGGACGCCGAGUCUGAGCGCGACUACCGCCCCGUCAUUGUCAACACGCCACCCACGCCCGUCGAGAGAACAAACCCCCUCGCCCUGCAUCUGGACAAGAAGCUGCCGCCUGUCAUUUCGGAGCCGGCAUCAGCUGGGGAUUCUUCUUCCUCCCAGGGUAUAAGCGCACAUCGAAGAACCAAAUCGGGAUCUGCCAGCAUAGGACCCAGCAAACUGUCCAACAUCACAGCUGCUCCGCUCUCGCCCACCCCUGAGAUCGGCGAAGUCCAGCCCCCGAACUCCGCAGGAUUCUUCUCGUCCAUGUUCUCAGUCGCCCAAAACGCUGCCAGCACAAUUAGUAGCAACAUCCAAGGUGGUGGCAUUGGGAUUGGAGGAAACAAGAGUCGGACGAAUCUUGCGUCUAAGCCACAGUCGUCGUCCCCUGCCGCAAGCCAAACGGAAACCGACCGUGCGGAACCCCCACCGCCUGAGCCUCAGCCCAGCAGCGGAAUGGAUAAAAAGGAGCCGGCAGUUAAAACAAUUGGAACCGGAGAACUUAGCUUGAGUCAACUUGGUAUUAUGGAACCGUCAGCAGCCAUGCCAGCCCCCGAAACGUCUCGAUUUCCCGACCUUAACGACACUCGUGCGCGGUCCGAGUCUGCUCCAGUCGCUGACGGCCAACCCAGACUCGGAGAUGACAUUGUCCUCGACGAGUCGCUCAGCAGGCCCAGGUCGCUGUUUGAAGCCAAUGGCGAGCAGGAGCAAGGGGGCUCGCAGUCUGACCAGGCCGAUGAGAAGAGCGACGCGCAACGGAAACGGGGAAGCUCUACUGCCACCACAAAUACGGUCGCACCGCCAGCGCCGGCUGGCCCAGCUCCGAAGCUCACGGGAUUCGCCAUUGCUAGCAAGAAGAGGAACCGUGAUUUUCACACAUUCUUCAAGAGUGUACCGGACGAUGACUACCUUAUCGAAGACUAUAGCUGUGCGUUGCAGAGAGAGAUUCUCGCACAUGGUCGGUUAUACGUCUCCGAAGGCCACCUUUGCUUUAGCAGCAACAUUCUUGGGUGGACAACGACAUUGGUUAUGAGUUUUGAUGAGAUUGUAUCUGUGGAGAAGAGAAGCACCGCCCUGGUGUUCAAAAACGGAUUGAUGAUAUCGACUCUUCAUGCCAAACACAUAUUUGCCAGUUUCACUAGUAGAGAUGCUACAUAUGAUCUGAUUGUCAACAUCUGGAAGCUCGGCCAUCCGACCCUGACUAGCACGCUCAACGGAGUUCGCCUAGAGGGCACCGGCGGCGACAAGACUGAAAAACUUGACGUCGAGGCCGGGAGCCUAGAACCUGAGACGCCGGCUGGAUCCGAUUCCGAAGGGGAUAGCGAUGAUGAUGACGAUGAGGACUUUUACGAGGAGGACAGCGAUCGAGACCCUGAACCUCAGGUAGCAGACGUCGGUGGUAAUGGCGGAGACAGUGGCAAGCCAAAUAGGAAAGCAUCUGGCGCUGUUGCUCCCAGCGCAGGAGUGGUUGAUGCGGCUGCCGAAGGACAAGCUCCCGCAGCUGGUGCCGGGUCGUUCCCGGGCCCUGCGACUCACGCUCCGACCGACUGCGGCGAUUCCGACACACAUUACGACAAGUUCCUGGCUGACGAGAUCAUCCCGGCUCCUUUGGGUAAGGCAUUCAGCAUGCUAUUCGGUGAAUCCUCUGCCGAGUGGAUGGGCAAGUGGAUUACAGAAAACCAAAAGUGUUUUGAUUUGCAGAUGGAGGACAAGAAGGGCUUGGGCCCAGACAGCCGCUCACGCAACUUCACUUACAUCAAGCCCCUCAACGCCCCGAUUGGCCCCAAGCAGACAAAGUGUAUUGUCACCGAGACGGUGGACAAUAUCGAUUUUGAAAAGGCGGUUACUAUCAGCGUAGCGACGCAGAACCCUGACGUUCCCAGCGGAAACAUUUUCCGCGUCAAGACCAAGUACUGUCUCUCGUGGGCCGAGAAUAAUGCCACUCGCGUGCAAGUCAACUGCACUACGGAAUGGAGUGGCAAGAGUUGGCUCAAGGGCACCAUCGAGAAGAACGUCAACGAGGGUCAGGCCCAGUACUGUAAAGACUUGUUUGCGGCCCUGAAGGCGGCUGUUUCUACUCGACCGCGGUCAGCUACUAACGGAAAUGGGGCUGCAAAGGGCAAGAAGAAGGGCAAGAAGAGCAAGGCACUGCAAUCAUCAACCGAAUCCAUCAGCCCCAGUGCGCGGGCCAAGAAGGAAGAAGCAAACUGGGGUUUAUUGGAGCCGGUGCGUCCCAUCCUGGAACCCAUUGUCGACAUACUCAAACCGAUUCUCACCGGCAAUAUUGUAUACGGGCUUCUCGUGGGGUUGUUGGUUGCGACUUGGUUUGGGUUUGGUCUCACGCCCAACAACAAAAGCCCCGCGCCGUUUGGGCAGGAACCUGCCAUGCCGAGCGCAUACCGUCUUGCGGCAUACGAUGAGAUGUGGCGCCGGGAAGACAGCGAGCUUUGGGGUUGGCUAGAGGAGCGCGUGAGCCUGGAGCGGCUCUCCGUGGAGCGGUCGAAUGCUCGCAGGCGAGAAGCGGACCCCCGAACUUUGGAGGAGAGGCUGAGAGAAGAGCGGAUGGAUGAGCGAGAAGUACAGGAGGCAAUUCGAGUCACGGAGGAGAAGCUCAAAGUGUUGAGAGAAGUCAUGGCGAGAGGCAAGCCGCUAUAACUUAACUGCACACCUCGUAAGAAGGAUGCACCUAUUUCGUUUUUCAUUGUCUUGUUCAGGCCACACACAUACGGCACAGCACAGCACCGCAUCCAACGCAGCGCACAUUACGGCAUCAUAUCAUACGUUUGAGCCCUUUCUUUAGUCAAAGUAUUUUCCUUAGUAUAUGUAUAUGUAUAUAAGAGUACGGAGCAUUGGCGAGCCCAGCGCAGGAAUACCACAAUUGUUUGCUACCUAUGAGAGGUUGGGCAUUUCCUACUAGUACCAGUGCCAUGUUACAACGAGUUGGGCUCG